Messenger RNA from Magnolia sinica, 2426 nucleotides. RefSeq names its product protein ANTI-SILENCING 1. The transcript is spliced from 13 exons. The record is from RefSeq and is a predicted model, not a curated record. Gene Ontology annotation, molecular function: RNA binding; chromatin binding. Bases 208 to 2070 code for a protein of 620 amino acids. NCBI's taxonomy places the organism in Eukaryota, Viridiplantae, Streptophyta, Magnoliopsida, Magnoliales, Magnoliaceae.
GAAUUGCCUUUUUGUUGGAUAUUGUAUGAGAGGCAUCAUGGUGUCUUGGUUGCAUGUGGGGUUGUUCAAUACUACCAAAGGAAGUGCCCUUUUGUUGGAUAUUGCAUGAGAGGCAUCAUGGUGUCUUGGUUGCAUAUGGGGUUGUUCAAUACUGCCAAAGGUUCUCAAAGACAACCAAGUUGAGUCUAUCUACUUCACUCUGGAGACAUGCCAGCUAUGCCUCAUCUUGAAGAAACAGAUAAAGGAGAUAAUCCCACAUUCAAAUGGGGUAAAAAGAGAGGAGUUGGUGGGGCAAAAAAAGAAGUCCAAUUUUAUGAAUCAUUCACUUAUGAUGAGAUCGAGUACGUCCUUUAUGAUUGUGUAUAUUUAUACAAGGAAGGCGAGCCAGAGCCUUACAUCGGGAAGCUUAUCAAACUAUGGGAGCAACCAAAUCGUAAGAAGAAAAUAAAGGUCCUUUGGUUUUUUCGCCCAAUUGAGCUUCUCAAUUGGUUGGGAGAUGACCACGCACUUGAGAACGAGAUAUUCUUGGCAUGCGGUGAAGGCAUGGGGCUUGCCAAUGUGAAUCCUCUGGAAGUCAUUGCUGGAAAAUGCAAUGUGAUUUGUACAUCAAAGGACGAGAGAAAUCCACAACCUUCGAACGAAGAAAUGAAAAUGGCUGACUUCAUCUUCUUUCGUACAUUUGACGUGGGGAACUGUACAAUAUCUGAUAAAUUUUUAGAUAAAAUAGCUGGUGUUGAGGUCAGGUAUAUUUUUAAUAGGAAAGAAGGACAUACAUCUGCUGAUAUUCCGAAACUUGAAGUAACUGGGAAAGAUGAUCAUGGGAAAGUGGUUGCAAGCAAUGCAGUUCCACAAUUGCCAUCCAUGUUAGACUCAGCAGAAGCUCUGAAAAAUCUAACUAACAAUGAAAAGCCUGCUCGUGCAACAGGUUCAGUGGUAAAAGAUGCAGACUCGAAAGCUUCUUUGGUUAAUUCUGGAAAGGGCACUUCAGAGGAGCCAUUCUCAGAUGACAACAACAUACCAAGAAAAAGAACUAAUUCUGAGAAGGACGAGGGCAAGGCUGGUAAAAUUCCUGUCAGUCAGCCAGAAGAUAAAGAGAAACUGAAACCUGUUAAAGAUUCAGAUGAGCUUGACAGUAGGCCUUCCAAGAAAUUGAAGGUCACUGAUAAUUCAGCUAAACCUUCUGAGUUGCAGUCUAAUGUUUCUCCUCCGUCAGCAACUGAUAAGGAGAAGUCGGACAAUAGCGUGCUGAAGCUAAGAGUUGAAUCUGAUGAGGAGUAUGACAAGACUUCUGAAGCUCCUGCCAGUAGUUCUGAAGAUAAAUCAAAAGUCAGGUCAGUUGACAAUUCUGUUGGACAGGACAAGGGAACUUCCAAGAAAGUGAGGCCAGAAGAGAAGAAAGCCAAACUGUCUGAUGGAACAUUGCAUAAAACUGCUGCAGUUGCACUAGAGAAGGACAUCAGAACUGAUGGUCAAAUAUUGGAAGUCACCAGAAGGCCAGAUGCUGAUCGAAGCAAAUGGUUCAAAGGACUUCCUUGGGAGGAGAGAAUGGAGGAUGCCCAUAAGCAAGGGACACUUCUCCUGCUAGAAAAUUUGGAUCCAUCAUACACUUCUGCUGAAAUCGAGGAUAUAAUUUGGCAUGGAUUUAGAGAAAAUUGCACUGCAAAAGUGAUACAACGGACUAUGACUUCUAGCCCAUAUUCUGGUCGAGCUUUUGUUAUUUUUAAAACAAAAGAAGCGGCAGAAAUGGCAGUCAGAAGGUUAGAUCAAGGAUGCCUAAUGCUACCAAAUGGAAGACCACUUGUGGCUAGCAAAGGAACCCCGGUUGUCCAAGGAAAGCAAUCCCAAUUUUUUGGCCAUUUGUUUAUUGACAAAAUCAAAUUCCAAAUGCAACGGGAUGAGUUGAAAAAAGCAGUGUCGACAUCCCAUUGUUCGCAGCCUAACACAAUCGAAUACGAGAUGGCCAUGGAAUGGAGGUUGUUACAAGCAAAGUCAGACAUCUGGUGGAAGGACUUGUAUAAGCAACAAGGGGAGGAAUUGAGAAAGCUGAGAAGCAGUCUAAAAAGCAAGUAAGCAAGCGAUGCUAUCAUUGGCUUUUCGUGGCCAAGAGAAAUCACUAAUGCUAUUUGCUGAGGGGGUUUUUGGGAGCAGAAAGAGGGAUGCCGUUGACCACCCUUCAUUUUUGAAACAUGCUCCCUUGAGAUUAUUAACACGCUCAAGAUUAGUCUGCGAAACAGAAGAUCUCUGUCUAGCAUCAAUGGAUAGGACAGCGUCAACCGAAAUAUUCCCUUUGGCGUCAAGCUGUAUCUUGAAAUCAGAUCUGAUUUUGCAGAGGUUCCAGGUCCUUGGGAAUGCUCGUGCAUAUUUUUACCAUUGGCAGUUCAUUUUGUAAACUUAGAAAUUAAGUUCAAUGCCAAUUUCUCUUACCA